Oppiella nova is the source of this 432-nucleotide messenger RNA. The record is from the annotation of a GenBank genome assembly. NCBI's taxonomy places the organism in Eukaryota, Metazoa, Arthropoda, Arachnida, Sarcoptiformes, Oppiidae.
AUCAACGCUUUGGACCAAAUCAAGACUCUGGAGCGCAAUCAGGAGAUCCCAUAUAAGGGCGCCUUCUGCGACCUCGUCUGGUCCGACCCCGAGGAGGUGGACACGUGGGCCAUGAGUCCGCGGGGCGCAGGCUGGCUGUUUGGCGCGCGCGUCACGCAUGAGUUCAUGGCUCUCAACAAUUUGGAUCUGAUCUGUCGCGCGCACCAAUUGGUUCAGGAAGGCUUCAAAUACAUGUUCGACGAGAAGCUCGUGACGGUUUGGUCGGCGCCCAACUAUUGCUACCGGUGCGCCAAUGUGGCCGCAGUGCUCGCCUUCCGGUCGGUGGACGAGCGCGAGGCGAAGAUCUUCGAGGCGGUGGCCGACGCAGAGCGCGUGGUUCCCGCGCGAAACGUUUGUCCGUAUUUCCUGUGAAUAAAGUGUUUUCACUUCAAA